CCCGGAGCCCUCUAUAUGGGCCACCUGCUCUCCAAGGAGCCACGAAGCCGCCCGCGACCCCGGAGACCUCGGUGCCGCCGCCAUCGCCCCCCGCCCCGCCGGCCGGCCACCCCGCCCGAGCCCCGCUCCCCGCCGUCCCCGCCGUCCCGGGGUCGGGACUGCUUGCUCCGCGGGCCCUGCAUGCUCUGCUUCAUCGUGCACGGCCCCGCCACCGCCCCCACCGCCGGGCGAGAGGAGGAGCCGCCGGCGCGGGCCUCCGCCGCCCUCCAGUCUCCCGGGCGGCAGGAGCGGCGGCAGCAGGAGCAGCAGCAGCAGCAGCAGCGGCGGCAGCUGUACGCGGCUCUGGCCGCCGGGGACUGCGCCGCCGCCGCCGCCGCCAGCCGCUUCCUGCUUUCCACGGCCUCGGCGGCCGUCGCCUCCUGUCGCCACACGGAGCCGGGCCGGGCCGCCGCCGCCGCCGCCGCUUGGGAGCAGCAAGGUAGAAGCCUCCUCGUCCUCCUCCUGUCCGGCCCGGGGCCCGGCCGUCUCCUGGGGCCGCCGUCGCCGCCGCCGCCGGUCCGCUCCUUCCGGGGGGAGUCGCCGCCCCCGCCCCCGCCCCCGCCGCCGCCGCCGCCGGCCGAGCCCGCCGGCCCCCAGGAGAUGGUGUGCAAGCGGAAGGGAGCGGGGCUGCCCGCCUGCACCCCUUGCAAGCAGCCCCGCUGUGGCUCCGGGGGCUGCGGCGGAGGCGGCGGCGACGGCGGCGGGGCUGCUGGAGGAGGAGGAGGAGGAGGAGGAAGCGAAGGAGAAGGAGGGGGCGGAGGAGGAGGAGGAGAGGGAGCGGGAAAAAGCGGCUCGUCGCCCCGGCCCCCCGAGGCCGGCUGCUGCCAGUGUCCCGAGCCGCAACAGCAGCUCUGUCCCCUCCCCGCCUCCUCCUCCCCCUCGUCGUCCUCCUCCUCUUCUUCUUCCUCCUCCUCCUCCACCUCUUCGUCUUCCUCCUCCGCAGCCCCCGACCGUGGUGGCGGCGGGGCGCUCGCCCCGGACCCCCCGGGGGCCAGCGGCGGGGACGGCUCCGCCUCCUCGCCGCCCCCACAGCCGCCGCGGGAGAGCAGCGAGCCGGACUGUCGCCAACCGCCCGAAAACCCCAACGACCAGGCCCGAGAGGCGUUCCCCGAAGUGGCAGACAUCAACCAGCUACCGCCUUCCAUCCUCCUCAAGAUAUUUUCCAAUUUGUCUCUGGAUGAACGCUGCCUUUCUGCAUCAUUAGUUUGCAAAUACUGGCGUGAUCUCUGUUUAGAUUUCCAGUUUUGGAAACAGUUGGAUCUUAGUGGUCGUCAGCAGGUCACUGAUGAGCUAUUGGAAAAAAUCGCAACGAGAUGUCAUAACUUAAGCGAAAUAAAUCUUUCUGACUGUCGCAGCAUGUCUGAUACAGGCGUCUGUGUUCUGGCAUUUAAGUGUCCUGGAUUGCGAAGGUACACAGCCUACAGGUGCAAGCAGCUUUCGGACACUUCUAUCAUGGCAGUUGCCUCCCACUGCCCUCUACUUCAGAAAGUUCACAUAGGCAACCAGGACAAAAUCACCGAUGCAGGACUCAAGCAGCUGGGUUCAAAAUGCAGGCAACUGAAAGAUAUUCAUUUUGGGCAGUGCUACAAGAUCUCCGAUGAAGGAAUGAUCAUUAUAGCCAUGGGCUGCCUGAAGUUGCAAAGAAUAUACAUGCAAGAAAACAAAUUAGUGACCGAUCAAUCGGUAAAAGCUUUUGCCGAAUACUGCCCUGAACUACAGUGUGUUGGCUUUAUGGGGUGUUCUGUUACCUCUAAAGGAGUCAUUCACCUAACCAAGCUAAAAAACCUUUCCAGCUUGGAUUUGCGUCACAUCACUGAACUGGAUAAUGAAACCGUAAUGGAAAUAGUCAAGAGGUGCAAGAAUCUUACUUCACUCAAUCUGUGUCUGAACUGGAUCAUUAAUGACAGGUGUGUGGAAGUCAUUGCUAAAGAAGGACUUAAGUUGAAAGAGCUGUACUUGGUGUCCUGUAAAAUCACUGACUAUGCUCUGAUAGCCAUCGGGCGAUACAGCACGACCAUAGAGACUGUUGAUGUCGGCUGGUGCAAAGAAAUCACCGAUCAGGGAGCCAUGCUGAUUGCCCAAAGCAGCAAAUCCCUACGCUAUUUAGGGUUGAUGAGAUGUGAUAAGGUGAAUGAAGUAACCGUGGAACAGCUGGUGCAGCAGUAUCCCCACAUAACCUUCAGUACAGUUCUGCAGGACUGCAAGAGGACCCUGGAACGGGCUUAUCAGAUGGGCUGGACCCCCAACACGUCCACUGCCUCUUAAACCUCACUCUAAGUGUUUUUGGUCAACUCUGGUACCUUUGGCAGGUCUUGUGUGGGAACUGCAGCUUUGGGAUGUCUGAUUUGUUUGGGGGAGGGGGCGGGUGGGGGGGAGAGAAAUGUUUUAAAUUUUCCUUCUGUGGACAAAUGUGUCUCAUUUACAACCUGGGAAGACUCUCUACUAAUGUCAAUUGUUCCCAAACAAGUCACUGACUUUGCGUUCAAAUUAAACAUUUUGCAAGCCUCGACUCUUUGGAUGUGCGGGAGGCUCUGCCAGCCAGUGGUUGGAUCGCUUGGAGGAUUAGGGCUCUGAAAUUGUUCCAUAUGAUAGCUGCGAAAAGGAAGCAGGCUCACCUCCUUUUAUGGUGCCAUGUGGUCAUAUGGAGGGAGACGUAACUCUGCCCCGGUGACAAAUGUAGGACACCGACUUUACAAACCUCCGAAACUCCCAGGAGUGGCUGAGGCCUUGAACCUCAUUUACUGCACUCUGGGUGCUAACGCACAUCCCGAAGCUGCUACCUUACUUACUUACCAAGGGGUCCUUGGUACUGAGGAGUGUAGCGAGAGAGAGAGAGAGAGCCCUUUGCAUCCUUUCUACAGGCAAAGGCGGCCAUACAACAUCUCGGGGCCAGCUCACGGAAAUGGUUUCUUUUUUCCUCUCUUUCUGGGGUUAGUGGGAGAUGGUAAGUUUUGGAAAUGUUUUGGUAGGCUUUAGGUUCCCUUUGGAUUCGCUUGAUUUUUCUGUGCUAGGAGAAUUAUCUGCUUUGAACGUGACUGCUGACAGUGAGAAUGUGGUUAUGCAUGCGGUGCCUUUGAGGAUCUCUUGCACCCUAGAAGAUAACAAUAGCGGACAGAGCUAUGUCACCUCCUUUGCUUUUUGAAUGUGGGGGCAAGAGGAGAACAGGGGAUGAGGAUUGGGAGGGAAUAGCCUUCAAAGAGCCACUAGACUUGAAAGCCUCGAUUUUUGAUCUUUUCCAGCCCCGGGUGGAAAUUUUACAGUCGGGGGUGAUCGAGUCUGGGAGUCUAACUGAAAAAACCAUGGGGUGGGCAAGAGAGGGAAGGGAGCUUGUCCCCAUCACCCACCUAUAGGUGGACCUUUCCCCUCCCUGCACCCCUUGCCAAUUUGGGCAAGCAUAGAAACCAGCAUCAUGACCAACACACUCUUUACCUGAAGUUGGGGCUAACUAAGAUCAGGCAGUCACCUAAAAAGCUAUCGCUCAUUUGGAGGAUUUUUGCUUCAUUUUGAUCUUCUUUAGUCUUUUUUUCUGUGAUUUCUGAAUAUGACAUAAAUGUUAACUAAUGUUAAGUAUUUAAAUAGACAAUCUGUUGACUUUUGUUUGUUUUCUGUUUGCUUUAAAAAUCGCUAUUAUGUAGAAAAACAUUGUCAGCAUUUAAGAAUUUGCACUUCUUCCUUUUGGGGCAGUGAAUGGGCUAAACAUGCUUUUGGUUUCAUUUUCCACAGCUUCAUAGUUCUCACCCUUUAAUAGCCAAUAUUGCAAAGAUGAUAGCAGCUGUGGGAAAUAAAGCACAAGGUCACAUUUAUACACCAUCCACUUCUUUGAGCUAAGGUUUUUGUUUGUUUUUUAAUAACUGGUUCCUCUGUUUAUGCAGUUAUAUUUGUCGUAGUGAAAAAAAAGUCAGUUUGAUAGGAAAAAAUAGGUUGGUAAGCAACAAAAGUUUCUACUCCACAACUGAGCAGGAAGUUUCUCAUUUUGUGAGGAAAAAAAGGGUCAUAGAGAAAAGGGCCGCUAUGGCCACCCAUUUCAGUUUCAGAAUGUAUUCUUAUCCCAGCUACUGAAAUUACCUUAGUUGACAACAUUUAACUGUUUUCCAAUCCAAGACGGAUUUAUAACACAACGCAGAUAGUUAUAACUUGAGGGUUUAGCAAAAGCUUAAUUUUCUAUAUAUGUCACACUAGUCUAGGAAGGUGAAAUUGAGGAGAGAGUUGUUGAAAAUACAGAUGUUGUCGCUUCAGUUAGGAAAUUGCAUUAUACCUUUUGAUUGUUACUGUUUGGUUACUGAAUGGCUUUGGAGACGUAUAAUGUUGUACUUUUCUUUCUAAAGGUUACUUUGUUUGAAUCUAAAGUCCAGUGCGAUAGAGUGCUCAAGCUUCAUUUAAGGCUUUGCCCUUAUUAUUUGAAUCUUCUGCUAAUCCAGACUAUCUGAUGCAGUAUAACCUGAAAAGCAGCUUUUGUACAUCUGUAUAAAUCCCAGAAAACUCACGCCUUGCCCCAUAGCGUUUAAUCUCAGAGGUGGGGUCGGUUUCAGAGAGUCAGCUUCCAUGAGGUGGGAACAAAAUGGUCCCUCCCUCUUCCCCCCCAUGCUCCUCAAGAGGUCAACGUGUUACGUUACCCUUGUGCCACGUGACCUGAUGACCUCAAACACCAUAGUUUUGCCGAAGAGCAUUACUCUAUCUCUGCCCCUUCGACCGAGCGCUCAGAAUGAGUACUGAGUGACGCUCGGUGAUGCUUCCCUACCCCCUAACCCCCACCCCAAUUUACGCCCUGCUGAGGGAUCACUUCCGUCCAUCCCAAUACAAUCUCUAAGAAAUGCAGUGGCACAGCCAUCCUGGAGAAGGGCCGGGCGGCACAUCCGUCCCCCACCAACUGAGGCCGUGACUUACCUCGCUGACUCUCUGAAGCCGGCCCUGCCCCGAGGCCAACAGGAAAAUGGCAACUUAAGUAUUUCCCUUGACAGUUGUUGAAUGUUUUCUUAUUUGAUGCUUCAAAAUGAGGCCUAAAAAACCUCAUUUUUCUGAAGAAAAAAAUGUAGAAAUUUGGCUUGGAAUGUCAUGAAUAUGUGUUCAGUUUGAUGCAGGGCUUUUUCUCUUCUCCAAAAUGGCAUCUGUAGUUUUCAGAGAGAAGACAAUAUGAUAUUGCUAGGGUGGAGAAUCCAUCUUUGGUCCUCAUUGUCUUUUUAUGAGGGAGCAAGACGAUUCGCCCGGUUUGUAGGUUUCUACUUUUUCCGUGAAACUUUUGAUUUGAAAAUGGUUGCAAUAAAAGGGAAGUAAAACACGG
Molecule: messenger RNA, 5317 nt
Organism: Ornithorhynchus anatinus (platypus)
Lineage: Eukaryota; Metazoa; Chordata; Mammalia; Monotremata; Ornithorhynchidae
Gene: FBXL17
Product: F-box and leucine rich repeat protein 17
Exons: 9
Coding region: 16-2304 (762 amino acids)
Biological process (GO): SCF-dependent proteasomal ubiquitin-dependent protein catabolic process
Cellular component (GO): SCF ubiquitin ligase complex
Molecular function (GO): protein binding
Source: RefSeq, a predicted model, not a curated record